Scomber japonicus (chub mackerel) is the source of this 2951-nucleotide messenger RNA. RefSeq names its product sema domain, transmembrane domain (TM), and cytoplasmic domain, (semaphorin) 6Bb (gene sema6bb). The coding region runs from base 217 to 2823 and encodes 868 amino acids. Gene Ontology annotation, molecular function: chemorepellent activity; semaphorin receptor binding. The record is from RefSeq and is a predicted model, not a curated record. Gene Ontology annotation, biological process: positive regulation of cell migration; negative chemotaxis; neural crest cell migration. NCBI's taxonomy places the organism in Eukaryota, Metazoa, Chordata, Actinopteri, Scombriformes, Scombridae. The transcript has 17 exons.
GAGAUGUCAGGCCGGCGUUUGGGAUCAGUUUUUGCCAGAGACAGGUGCGACAGGGAGGAGUAGUUUACAAAGCCCUACACAGGAUCUGGUAACGAGCCUCUCUCUUCUUGAUCACUCGGAUUUUUUGUAUCCAGCGGGACACAGAAUUGACUCGUACUGUCUUUGUCUCGGCAGCACCUUUCCUCAGACAAUCAGAGACUCUACCGUUCUGUUGCUAUGGCGACCAUGGCCCCUUCCUUCCUAUUCCUGCUGUGUUGGCUGCUCCAAACGGCCUGCUCGGCAUUCCCUGAGGAACCAGGGCCUCUCAACUUCAUCCCAACUGAAGUCGUGAGACGGUAUCCAGUGUUCCUGGGCCGACCCCACCGAACAUGGCUAAGACAGGAGCCUCUACACAUCCAGAGGAUGCUCCAAGUCAAUCGGACACUCUACAUUGGAGCCAGGGAUGACCUUUUCCGUGUGGAGCUGGACAUCGUUGCAGGAGAUGAGAUGUUCUACAGCAAGAAAAGAACAUGGGAGUCAAACAAGAAUGACAUCAGGAUUUGCAGGAUGAAGGGCAAGCAUGAGGAUGAAUGCCGAAAUUUUAUGAAGGUGCUGCUCAGCAGACAAGGAGGCCUGUUUGUAUGUGGGACCAAUGCCUUCAACCCGCUAUGUGCCAACUACACUGGAGACACUCUGGAGAUGGUAGGAGACACAGUCAGUGGGAUGGCGAGAUGCCCUUAUGAUCCCAAACACGCCAACGUAGCUCUGUUUGCAGAGGGGAAUCUGUUUACAGCCACAGUGACAGACUUCCUGGCCAUUGAUGCGGUUAUCUACCGUAGCCUUGGGGACAGUCCCGCUCUGCGCACCGUCAAGCACGACUCCAAGUGGUUCAGAGAGCCGUAUUUUGUCAGCACUGUGGAGUGGGGACCUCACAUCUACUUCUUCUUCAGAGAGAUAGCCAUGGAGUUCAAUUACCUGGAGAAGGUGGUGGUGUCACGUGUGGCCCGUGUGUGUAAACGGGAUCAGGGUGGAUCUCAGCGUGUCCUGGAGAAGCAGUGGACAUCGUUCCUCAAGGCCCGCCUAAACUGCUCCGUUCCUGGUGAUUCACACUUCUACUUUAAUCUGCUGCACUCCACCAGCCCUAUCAUCAGGAUGCACGGCAGGGACAUCAUCCUGGGAGUGUUCUCCACACCAGCUAACAGCAUCCCGGGUUCAGCAGUGUGUGCCUUUGACAUGGAGCAGCUGGCUGCAGUAUUUGAUGGGAGGUUCAAGGAGCAGAAAUCAGCAGAAUCUAUUUGGACGCCUGUCCCAGAUGAAGUCAUCCCGAAGCCAAGACCUGGUGGCUGUGCUGUUCAAGGUUCCAGGUUUAAUUCCUCCAACUCUUUCCCUGAUGAAAUGCUCAACUUUGUCAAGACCCAUCCACUGAUGGAUGAAGCUAUCCCAUCACUCGGACAAAGACCGUGGAUAGUCAAAACCAUGGUCAGGUAUCAGCUGAAUAAGAUUGUGGUGGAUACAGAGGCUGGGCCAUAUAAGAACCGCACUGUUCUGUUCCUUGGCUCUAGCAGAGGGACUAUCCUCAAGUUCCUCAUCAUACCCAACCAGGACAACACCGUCACCAGCAACAACAUCUUCCUGGAGGAACUGGAGGGGUUCAACCCAGAUAAGUGUGCUGAAGACUCUCCUCAGGCCAGGCAGCUGUUGUCUCUGACUCUGGAUCGGGCGAGCCACACUCUACUCCUUGCCUUCCCCUCUUGUGUGGUCAGAGUACCAGUGGCACGAUGCCAGCUCUACUCCCGAUGCAUGAAGAACUGUAUUGCCUCCAGGGACCCAUACUGUGGCUGGACCAGAGGAAGCACCUGCUCGUUUCUCAGACCUGGGACCAGAUUGCCGUUCGAGCAAGAUGUUGAACAGGGAAACGUGGCCCACUUGGGUGACUGUGACGGAAUGCUUCUCCAAGAGAGUUUCAUUGAGGAGCCUGAUGGCCUGGUGUCUGUAAACCUGCUGGUGGUGUCUGCAGUUUCAGCCUUCACAACAGGAGCCAUCCUCUCUGGUCUGACAGUCUGCUGGAUCAUGAGUCACCGCCACCGCCAUUCCCGCAGCGCUGGAGCCAACGGCGCCCGCCGCAAAAGUGACAAAGAGCAGAGCAUGCUGGGGCAGGGCCGCAGCGGGUCAGUAAUGAGCGUAACAAGAACCAGCGGUGGUGAGAGGCGCCGUUCGCAGGCAGACAACCCCUUUGUCACACCAAACGGCUGGCCAAAAGGAGAGAUGGACCCAGGCUUGCUGCCCACCCCAGAACAGACCCCGCUGCAGCAGAAACGGGCCAUGCGUCUCCCAGACACCGACUGGGACCAGAGCCAGACCUUCCUCACUGCUGUGGGGACUCCCUGCCCCAACAACUCUGUCAUCUACCUGAGCUCCAAGUUCCUGCACGGAGGUGGAGGGGGUGGAGGGAUGGUCCGGAUAGAGGACCCAGGUGAGGUUGUGCUGCCCCCGCACACAGAGCGCCAGCGCUACCUGAUCCUAGCCACCCAGAGAGGGGAGCACGGUGGUGGCCGUACCACCGGCACCCUGAGGAACUCAGCGGGAGAAUACAUCUACCCCGCCACGCCACAGGACUCCCCCGACCGACGGAGGGUUGUUUCCGCUCCCACUCCCCACAUGGACUAUGGGGAGCCUCGCUGGAGUCACGAGGCACUCAACUACAACAGCAACAAUGGAGCGCCCUAUCAGCGCCAGGGCCUCAUCAGGCCAGACAUGCACGGGCCUCGAGGGCUGGGAGAACUGGCUGACUUCAGCCACCUUCUAGUGAAGAACAUGGGAGAGCGCACCCCCAGUGGCCAGUGAGGUGAAGUACAUGAGCCCUGACUGCAAGCUCUCUCUGAAAACCCAUUUCCUCCAACAGUAAACUGGAAUAAAUUAGCCCCUCAGACUCCGUGUCCCGGUCAACCUUACCCUGUCUGUCCUCUCUCACU